This is a messenger RNA of Eucalyptus grandis, 1875 nucleotides long. Its product is annotated as rust resistance kinase Lr10. Lineage: Eukaryota; Viridiplantae; Streptophyta; Magnoliopsida; Myrtales; Myrtaceae. The transcript is spliced from 2 exons. The record is from RefSeq and is a predicted model, not a curated record. Gene Ontology annotation, biological process: protein phosphorylation. Bases 1 to 1875 code for a protein of 624 amino acids. Gene Ontology annotation, molecular function: polysaccharide binding; ATP binding; protein kinase activity.
AUGACUAGCAUCGCAAAGCUGAGUAAUCCAUUAUGUGUCGCUUCAUCUUGCGGUGACAUUCAUAAUAUAAGCGAUCCAUUCCGACUGAAGAGUGAUCCAAAAGAAUGUGGUAACGUGAACUACGAACUGACUUGUGAAGGUAAUCGCACUGUUCUAUACAUGAAUCGUGGUAGAUACUAUGUGCUGUCUAUCAAUUAUUCCACUCACCAGAUCAGAGUGGUAGACGAUGGGAUUCAUAAAGGCAAUUGCUCAUCUCUCCCCCGUCACCAGCCGACAGGUAACUGGCCCCUCCACCUGCAGUACUCCUACGCACACUACACCCCCCCAACCAAGAGUGUGGUCAUUGUGAACUGCUCAAAGCUGGUUAGUUCUUCAUUCUACAUCGCUAUUAAUCCAUCAUGCACUGUGGGGUCAUAUUCUUCCAACACAUCAUCGAGUUGGAAGUUGUAUGCUUUGGCCAAUCCAAACGUAUCAGAUGUUAGGGACUUUUGCACCAUUGGUAGCUGGACCAAGGUAUCAAUUUUUUCUGCAAAUAAUGAGCAGAUAAAUAAUAGCCUUUACAACUACGAGCUAAUCCAUAACAUGAUGGCCGAUGGAUUUGUUAUAGACGUCCCGACGCCCAUCCCUCUUGAGUCGACCCUCACUUGCAUAAGUGUUUCCCGUAGCAUCCUCUUGCAGAGAUGCGGACACGUCGUGGGCCAAAUUUUCUUUUGCCUCUUUGAUUUCAGUAGCAUCUUGGACGGCCAGGUUUGCGGAGUCAAGUUCUAUUAUGACGCAAAGUUCGUAAUUGGGAUGCCAUUUGUUGGGAUAUCUCUAAUCUGCAUCUAUAGAAGAAGGCACUUAGCAAUGGACAAGAACAUCGAAGAAUUUUUGCAGUCUCACAACAACUUUUUGCCCAUAAGGUACUCUUAUUCGAAUAUUAAGAAGAUCACUACAAAUUUUAAGCACAAACUGGGAGAAGGGGGAUAUGGUUAUGUGUACAAAGGAACACUUCGAAGCGGUAAGGAAGUGGCCAUCAAGAUUUUGAAGCAGUCCAAGUUCCAGGGCCAAGAUUUUAUCAAUGAAGUGGCUACUAUUGGAAGAAUUUACCAUGUUAAUGUAGUGCAACUCAUUGGUUUCUGCUUUGAAGGCUCGAAACAAGCUCUCGUGUAUGAUCUUAUGUCAAAUGGAUCUUUGGAUAAGCAAAUUUUCACCGAGGAAGGUAAUAAGUUUCUCGAUUACAAGAAAAUAUACGAGAUUGCUCUUGGGGUGGCAAGAGGGAUUGAAUACUUACAUCGGGGGUGUGACAUGCAAAUACUACACUUUGAUAUCAAGCCUCACAAUAUUCUUUUAGACAAGAAUUUCACUCCGAAAGUUUCUGACUUUGGACUCGCGAAACUUUAUCCUGCUAACAAUAGCAUAGUCUCAUUAACUGCUGCAAGAGGGACCUUAGGAUAUAUGGCACCUGAGUUGUUCUAUAGAAACAUCGGUGGUGUAUCUUAUAAAGCGGACGUCUAUAGCUUCGGGAUGUUGCUCAUGGAAAUGGCAGGUCGAAGGAAGAAUAUAAAUGCAAAUGCGGAACAUUCAAGCCAAAUUUAUUUUCCAUUGUGGGUGUAUGACCAAGUCAAUGAAGAAAAAAGUGUUGAAAUAGAAAUUGUAGCAGAUGAAAGGAUGGUGAUAAGGAAGAUGAUAAUAGUUGCACUUUGGUGUAUACAAUUAAACCCUGACCAUCGGCCUUCAAUGAGCAAAGUUCUAGAAAUGCUUGAAGGAGAUAUUGAUGAACUCCAAAUGCCUCCAAAACCGCUUAUUUAUCCGCAUGAUGUGCCAGUUAACAAUGAUGAAGCUGAUGGAGCUGGAAACAUUCUCAAUUUCAUCAAGUACUCCAAUAAUUUAUAG